Molecule: messenger RNA, 1726 nt
Organism: Exophiala oligosperma
Lineage: Eukaryota; Fungi; Ascomycota; Eurotiomycetes; Chaetothyriales; Herpotrichiellaceae
Exons: 3
Coding region: 14-1555 (513 amino acids)
Molecular function (GO): iron ion binding; heme binding; oxidoreductase activity, acting on paired donors, with incorporation or reduction of molecular oxygen, reduced flavin or flavoprotein as one donor, and incorporation of one atom of oxygen
Source: RefSeq, a predicted model, not a curated record
ACCAAAUCAAACCAUGGCGCUCCUUUCUGUUCCAAACAUCUCACUCCCCGUUCUCAUCAUCGCUUUUGUAGCGUUGUUUGCCCUUCACCGGAUUUACUUUGAGUUGACCACUGGUGCUCGACGGAGGCGGAUGAUCAGAGAGAAUGGCUGCGAGCCCGUGUACCAGUACCCUCACAAGGGGAUUGGUGGUAAAUUGCUUGGGUUGGACGUCAUCAAGGAAAUGGUAAAAUCGGGAAAGGAAGGCCGCAUGCACGAAGCCACUCGACUGAGGAACUUUUCCGACGGAAGAAAGACAUUGAAGGUCAAGGUUCUGAGACAAAGAUUCAUCUCGACCAUCGAGCCAGAGAACGUCAAGACCAUCCUGUCGACGAGGUUCGCCGAUUACUCGUUGGGUCGAAGACGGAAAGAAGUCUUUGUGCCCAUUUUCGGACACGGCAUCUUUGCCACGGACGGCGCUGCCUGGGAGAGGUCACGAUCCAUGGUGCGACCGAAUUUCACACGACAGCAAGUCGCAGAUCUCGACAUGUUCGAGGCGCACGUGUCUCAUCUGAUAGAUUCGAUCCCCCGGGACGGAUCUACAGUUGACCUACAGGAUUUGUUCUUCGGUCUGACCAUGGAUUCGGCGACGGAAUUCCUGUUUGGUCAAUCGACCAACACGCUGGCGCCGGGAUUGGAAACCAAGUCCGCCAAUGAGUUUGUCAAGGCCUUUGUAUAUGUCACCGAAACCGUCUCCAAGAAUUUCGCCUCGGGCGGUCUCACCGAAUACCUCCCGGACAAGAAAUGGAAAAAGAGCAUCCAGAUCAUGCACGACUUUGCCGACGACAUCAUCCGGGAAGCCAUGGAUGAAGCCACCAAGGAGAAGCAGCAGCCUGGGCGCAGCGGUCGUCGCUACGUGUUCUUGCGCGAACUGCUUCGGCAGACGCAGGACCUCUACGCGUUGCGCUCCGAACUCCUCAACAUCCUCCUCGCCGGACGGGACACCACGGCGGGUCUCCUUUCCAACACGUGGCACGUCCUGUCGAAGCGGCCCGACAUCUGGCGGAAGUUGAGGGCGGAGGUGGAGGAGCUCGGCGGCGAACGACCCGACUACGCGGCGAUCAAGGACAUGAAGUACCUGAAAUGGGUGUUGAACGAGUCGCUCCGCCUGAUGCCCGUGGUCCCGGGGAACAGCCGCGAGGCCAUCAGGGACACCGUCCUGCCGGUCGGCGGUGGUCCGGACGGCCAAUCGCCCGUGCUCAUCAAGGAGGGCGAGAUCGUCGCCUACUCCCCGUGGUCCAUGCACCGCCGGGAAGACUUUUACGGCCCGGACGCGCUGGAGUUCAAGCCGGAGAGGUGGGAGACGCUGAGGCCCGGUUGGGAGUACCUACCUUUCAACGGCGGCCCGCGCAUCUGCGUCGGCCAGCAGUACGCGCUGAUGGAGGCGAGUUACGCGACCAUCAGACUCAUCCAGACAUUCCCCAGGAUCGAAAGCAGGGACGAACGGGAAUGGAGGGAAUGGCUGACGAUCACCUUGUCGAGUGGUGUCGGUUGCAAGGUUGCCUUGUAUGAGAAGUGAGGAAAUAAGGGUAGGACACGAGAGACUUCUUCUUUUUCUGGAUCAGUAUGGCACGAGUCUGGAUCGUUUUCUCUACAGUACGCCUAAGGUGUAUUGUAAAGAUUGUUGUUUAUCAGCACUUUACCCACCUCAGCCCUUUUUUUCCAAACCAUUACGGCUUCGGCGUAUGAG